Messenger RNA from Pocillopora meandrina, 3699 nucleotides. The record is from the annotation of a GenBank genome assembly. Lineage: Eukaryota; Metazoa; Cnidaria; Anthozoa; Scleractinia; Pocilloporidae.
AUGCUGAAAGAAAUUGUCAGAGUUCUCAGUGAAUGGAACGGCAAGCGACUCGUAGUCAUAACCGGUUUACCAGGUUAUGGAAAAUCCUGUUUGGCGCAAAGAAUCGGUCAUACGAUGAAGGAGAAUGGUUUCCAAGUCAUCUUCCUAUGCUUACGAGAAAUCCGAUCUGUCGGUAAAAUGUCAGCCAAGAUUCUACGCGCUUUAAAAGCAAAUGUUGGUCAAGGACUGAUGAAUAACCCGCGUGAGCUGGCACUGUCGUACUUAAAAUCUCUCACUACAAGGACAACUCUUAUUCUUGACAACGCUGAAGACCUCAUUUGUGACGAAAACUCAAAGCAGGAGUUUUAUAGUUUUGUGAACCAAGUCGCUCAGUUUGCAGCCCAAGUGAAAUGUGUCAUUACCUCAAGAGUGGAUUGUCCUGCUUCUUGUCAAACCCCGCGCCACUCCGUAAAACUUCUCGUCAUUGAAAACGAUGCCGCUGCGAAAUUGCUAGAGGAGAAGGUUAAAGACACUGGCUGUUUUCUUGAAAACCAGCAGGCUAAAACUAUAGCACAACUCUGCUUUAACAUUCCCCUGAUCUUGCACGCAGCCGCUGCCUACAUGGAAGUCAUCCCCCCAGAGACACUGAUUCAAAGUUUGCAAAAUCAUUUUGGAGCCAUAGAAAUGUCAAGCAUGGGGGAACUGUUCCCAGAGCUGCAAAUGAGAGGCUUUCUCAGUGAAUGCUUGCAAAAGCUUGGCGCCGAUUUCGAGGAGGACUUGUAUUCCUUGGCAGUAUUCCCGGCUGCAUUUACUUACCAACAAGCACAGAGAGUAUGCCGUUCAGAAACAAGGCUUCUUACCUCUCUUCUUCAACUGGUGAAGAAGUCUCUUGUCCACAUAGAGUUGGAUUCUAAACACUACUUCGUCCAUCAAGUGAUUCAACUUUGCUGCGAAGAAAAGGCCAAGACAGACGAACGAUUGCGCGCGCAUUACAGUCGGGCGCAAGAAAGAUUUAUUGAGUACUACCUAAACUUAAUUACCGAGUUACACCAGGAAUUCUUGUGCAAAGGUAACUUAGAGACACCGCUUGAUCGUUUCUGGACAGAGGAGCAAAACAUUGUUCAAGCAAUUUGGUGGGCGGCAGCGAGGGAGGGAACUACACUCCCUGCACGUUGUGCAGAGAUCCUAAACAAAGCAGUCAUCUUCCUGGCCAAAGUCAUGAAGAAGGCUCAAUUUGAAGAAAUCUACGAAGUCGUUUUAAGCGCGACCAAAGGAGACUUACGACUUGUGGCUGACUGCCUGACGUGUGUUGGUAUAAAACACAUCUACAGUUGUGAAUGUCAUCGGUCUUGCAGUGUUGUAACAGAGAGAGCUUACAGAGUCUUGACAAGAGCGCUAGAAAUCUACGAAAAGCUUAACCUGACAGAGGGAGAGCUUGUUGCACAGUGUUACAGCAAGAUCGCACGCUGCAUGGCCAAGAAUGGAAAUCCUUCUAGAGCUCUCGAACUGAGCGCAAAAGCCCUCGCAAUUAGAGAACAGAGGAGACUCGACGAGCCAUUGAAGUAUGCAGCUUGUUGCAACGAUAGAGCAGGUAGUGUAGGCUUAACAGUGUUGCCGAUUGAAAUACAUUGUUUUUCGUCAUGAAUGUAGAUGGAAACUUUAAGAACCAAUUAAAAAAAUCUGUUGCCAAUCUAGAAGCAAGUCAAGUAUUUGGCUGAGAUUUAUUACGGAGCUGCACCAGGAUAAAUUGCGAAAAAUGCAACCGAAAGAAUAAAACUUUUUUGUUUCUACGAAAGGAGCAAAACUUAGUUCAGCCAUUCGGUAAGCGGCAGUAGAAAUGUUAUUUCGCCCUCAUCUCUUCUCAUAGGGAAACGGUUAUCAAAAAUCAGUCAUCUUCCUGGCCAAAGCCCUGGCCCUAGUCCUGGCCAAAGAGGGCUUUAUAGCUAACAUUUGUUGACAGUUAUCCACAAUUUCGAAGGCACUGUAGCCAGGAAGAUAGCUGCCUCCUGCCAGUUGAGGUUUUUAAAUACGAAGUCUAUUUUCAAUGUUUAUUUACAACUUGAUUGCAUUUUAGGGCCUAGAUGAAUGUUUCUUAGUGUUAAUCUGGUUUACCCCAGAAAAGUGGAGUAUUCAUAAUUGUUAUUAUUAACAUUAUUUUUAUUGAAAUUAUAAUUUUCAUCCAUUAGCACAUCAAGUUUUUGCUUGGCAAAGGCCAGAAUAACCCACGACAUAUAAUUUUUUUUCCUCUCUCUUUUUCUUCCAAUAGUUGUUCAAAGCUGCUUAAACAACCACCUUGAAGCCCUAGCUCUCAGGGAACAAGCCCUUAGUGCUUAUGUUGAAAAACUAGGGGAUCAUCCAUUUACCGGAACGCUCUACAACUAUCUAGGCAACGAUUGCCUUGCACUAGAGAACUUCGAUAAGGCCGUCGAAUAUUUCACCAAGGCGCUCAGUAUCAGGAAGAUAUUUCUUGGCCUUUACCACCAAGAGACUGCCCGAACGUAUCACGACUUGGGUCUUACUUACAAGAGGAAGGUGAGUCAAACAUUAUUGUAGGUGUGCGUUAUAUAUACUGCAGUUAAAAGACUCUAGUUUAUUGCACACAUCCGUGGUAUUCAAGAUUGAGACCUUGACCCUGGCUCUGCUACUUCGCACCUUUUUUUCUCUUCUUUUGGAGGCCGAGAUAAGAUAUGUAUUUCAAACGACCCUUUCACUCUUAAGACUGAUCUCAUUAGCAAUUAUCCUUACUGUCUGCCAUACAGUUUUUUUUAAUGUUGGUUCGAAGAAUUUGGCAUUGAUAGUUUCUCUUUAUUCUCAUCACUUUCCUGCUUGAUAUAGCAUUAAUAUUGUCAUGAGAAGUGCUAUCUUGAUCACUCAUGGGUUGCAAACAGGAGGAAAGAAACUAAUCAAUUCUAACCACUGUUUCUUCGACAGCAAGACGCAGCCUGAAAACGCACUCUGAUACAUUUCACCUGAUCCUGCACGCAGUUCCAUUAUAUGUUUGAGUCUGAGACUUCUUGUCUACCUCUUUUUCAGGGAGAUUAUACAAAAGCCAUGGAACAACUGGACGCGGCAGUCACGAUCCAAGAAAAACUGUGCGAUGUACCCCAUGAGAAACUCAAAUCUCUUCAAGAGAAGAGGGAGAUCUACUCAUGCCUGAAUUUAACCGACUCAAGUGCUCAGGAGCUACAAAAGAAGUUGGAACAGUGUCAGGAGGAGAUGACUCGAGAGAAAAAGGUCAAUAACAUUAGAUUGGAGAGAAUUAUGGACAUGGCAAACAACAACGGAGUUGAUUUUAGCUGAAAAGUUAGCAGUGUUACUUCAAUAUGAUGUAACUGAUUCUUAACAUGACUGACUCCACCGACUGAACGAACAUAUUACUUCAGACACGUCUGUUAGUAAAAUAAGGUAACGUGGAAAAAUACAAUCAAUUGUAACUGGCCAUGCCAGAGAGGUGGGGCUAAUCUGUUACUUUGAGUACCACUGUCAACAAAAUAAGUGUAACCAGAAAAAAACGAAAAACAAAAAACUGAAACCUCAGUAUCGUUAACCAUUUUUAAAGUUGAUUACUCGUUUACAUUUAAAGGCAUUUUACUGAUUACCUGGGAUUAGCACCCAACACGUUACAUUUAUAGGCAUGAAAAAAUCCGUGUGAUAUCUGUUCAUGAAUAAAAAUGUGUUAACUGAGUGACUAAGACAGGUUCUCCUUACAUUAUCGUCCCA